This is a messenger RNA of Stegastes partitus (bicolor damselfish), 1680 nucleotides long. RefSeq names its product leucine-rich repeat, immunoglobulin-like domain and transmembrane domain-containing protein 2. Lineage: Eukaryota; Metazoa; Chordata; Actinopteri; Pomacentridae. The transcript has 3 exons. The coding region runs from base 1 to 1680 and encodes 559 amino acids. The record is from RefSeq and is a predicted model, not a curated record. Gene Ontology annotation, molecular function: protein binding.
AUGGACGCUUUUUGUGUCGCGUUACGUAUCGCUUUGGUGUUUUAUCUCAUCACCCCUGGAUCAUCAGCUUGUCCGGUCGGUUGCUCCUGCACAGAUGAUAACCUGGGGAGGUCUUUACUCUGUAUGGAAACCUCCAUGGGACAAAUCCCAAAGGACAUCCCGGAUGAUUUCACUAAAAUCCGGAUAGAAAACUGCCACCUGACCGAGCUACCUCGAGGGUCUUUCUCUCAGAUUCGUGCAUUGGAGUUCCUCUGGCUGAACUUCAACGAGAUCACCCUGAUGAACAUCAGAAGCCUGGAGGGGCUCGCUAACCUGACUGAGCUGAGGCUACAAGGGAACAAGCUGACUUCGGUGCCGUGGACCGCAUUUCAGAACACGCCAAAACUCAAGAUUUUGGACCUGAAGCACAAUCGGCUGGAUGUGCUACCUGAACAUGCUCUUAGACACUUAACUGCACUGACCUACUUAGAUUUAUCCUUCAAUCAGCUUAGUGUCAUAUCAAAAGAAGUCUUCAUCAAUUGGCCUCUUUACCAGACGGCAGAGAAGGCGUGGGGCAAAGAGGGGCUGGUGUCCAAUGUGGUGCUGGCGCUGCACGACAACCCCUGGCUGUGCGACUGCCGCCUCAAAGGCUUCGUUGAAUUCAUCAGAGGGGUCAGCCCUCCUAUCAUCCUCAUGAACUCCUAUUUGACGUGCUCUGGCCCCGCCUCCAAAGCAGACAAGUUCUUCCACGAGGUCCAGCUGAAAACAUGCAUGAAGCCGGUGGCCUCUGCCCCAGAGACUAACAUCACUUUACCUCUUGGAGCAAAUGCAACACUCACAUGCUUAGUCAAGGCCAGGCCCGGCCCGACUAUUCACUGGAUGUACAGUCUGAAGAUUAUAAGAGGAUUUGCUGCCAAAGAGACUCAGGUAGACGAGGAGACUGUCACCUCUCAGCUGGUGAUCCCCUCCCUUCACCUGGCAGACCGAGGACUCUACACGUGCAUGGCCAACAACUUCAUUGGCAACUCCUCCGUCAGCAUCGCGCUCAGCAUCAGCUCCUCCAACUCCUCCGCUCCUCUGCCUCCACCCGUUCCCAUGCUGUCGUCUGACGAGAACGCCUACAUCGACAUCCGUAUCGCCAAGCAGACGGUCUACGGCAUCACCCUGGAGUGGCACGCGGCGACGGACAACCCUGCAGAGACCUGGUUCACCAUCCACUUUGGCAAGUACGAUUCGCCCAAGAAGGAGAUGAUCUACAUCGGCCCCGGCAUCAACAGCUACUCAGUCACCGAUCUGCUGCCCGUCACCAAAUACGAGGUGUGCGUGACCCUAAAGAAUCACCCGCCGAGGGAAGGCCAGUGCAUCGUGUUCGUGACCGGAAGUGACAUCAGCGAGAUGGAGCAAAGAGAGAGGCUCAUCCACAUCGUAGUCAUCGUGUUGGCCAUGGUGCUGGCAGUACCGGCCGGCAUGUACGCCUGCACCACGGAGGCCCGGUUCAGCUGUGUGGAGCGCUGCGUGGAUCUGUGGAGGAAGCGACGGAUGCAGGGGGAGAACCUGCAGGGGACGGACAGGCAGGGAACCUUCGACAGUCUGCAGGCGGCCAGCGACGAGGGCCUGUGCAAGGACUCGGAGGAAAAGCCAAAGAAGAGGCGGAAGUCUGAGGACAAGUGCAAAGGAGGAAGUGCAGCUCACCUGUACUAG